This is a messenger RNA of Microplitis demolitor, 1844 nucleotides long. RefSeq lists its product as uncharacterized. The transcript is spliced from 10 exons. The coding region runs from base 33 to 1844 and encodes 603 amino acids. Gene Ontology annotation, molecular function: sequence-specific DNA binding; DNA-binding transcription factor activity, RNA polymerase II-specific. Gene Ontology annotation, biological process: regulation of transcription by RNA polymerase II; cell differentiation. Lineage: Eukaryota; Metazoa; Arthropoda; Insecta; Hymenoptera; Braconidae. Gene Ontology annotation, cellular component: nucleus. The record is from RefSeq and is a predicted model, not a curated record.
CAAAAAUUUUAAAAUAGUGAAAAGCUUUCAAGAUGAUGAGCUUGUCUGAUCAAGAAGUUCCUGUAACCAUGGAUUUAGUGAGAAUGACUGAUGGAUUCACAAAAUUACCCGAUUCAGUUCAUGGAUUGUUAAAUAUCAAUUACUGUAAUACAUACACAACCAAUGAGAGUACACCAAGCGAUAAAAAUCAUCACGCAUCCAGUGGAUAUUCCAGUCCAGAAUAUAGACAAGAAUCGUGGCUUCAAGAUGGAAGUAGUUGUGAGACUGAAGAUAGUGAUCAAUACGUUUCUGAGUUUCAUCAUAUAUCAGAUGGGGUUAAGCAAGAAUCUUCACUUAAUUGCCAGAAAAAUAGAAAUGAUUAUAAUCAGCAAUAUAAUGAAAAUGGACUGAAUUUUUUGGACCUCAGUCCUGCGACUUCUGAUUUAUGUUUUGGAAAACCAAGUCCUGGAAGAAAUGAGAGGAGUGAUUGUAUAUCAGUUAAGGAAGAGCCGUCGGAUCGUGAUUACAUCGAACCAACAUCACUUACUAACCUUUCAUCCCCUGGUUCACAAGAUAAUUUAACUGCGCGAAACUUAAUCUACCAAAGACGGCAACAGUAUACUAAUCAUCUAAUAACAAGGGAACCCCAAGAUUCUCCAACAUUGAAUAGGCCAGCAAGUGCAUCAUCAAUAACAUCACAAUGGCUAACAACUCAAUCCAACCAAUCUACAGUAGAAUCAACCUUUCCAUCACGUCACGAUACUUGGUCCUCAUCUUGCACUACAAAUGUUUAUCCUAGACGUAGUUCGAGUCCAACUUGGACUAAACUAGGAAUACAGUCUGAAAUAAAAACUUCACCAUGGGAGCGACAGUCUGUUUACCAAAAGAAAAGUUCAACAUGGAAUUCCGAGUAUAUCAGGAGACCAUCGUCUUCAACAGGGUUUUCAUCAUGGCCUGAGUUGUCUGUUGGAUACCAACAACAAAGAAGAGGCUCACUCCAGCUUUGGCAGUUUUUGGUUACACUACUAGAUGACCCUGCUAAUUCUCCAUGUAUCACAUGGACCGGUCGUGGCAUGGAAUUUAAAUUAAUCGAGCCAGAAGAGGUAGCACGGCGUUGGGGAAUACAAAAAAAUCGUCCAGCAAUGAAUUAUGACAAACUCAGCAGAUCAUUAAGAUACUACUAUGAAAAAGGAAUAAUGCAAAAAGUUGCUGGUGAAAGAUAUGUCUAUAAAUUUGUCUGUGAUCCAGAGGCUUUAUUCAAUAUGGCGUAUGGUGUUGGAGCUACCAAUCCAACGACUGAGUCUUCAGGCUCGGUAGUGAGAAAUAGUAUUGCUAAAAUUGGGACGAAUACUAAUGCUUCGGAUUCUACAAAACCUUCAUCAGAAGGGUAUGGAGAAGCUGUGCUUGCUAUGUAUUCAAAUACAACCAUGUAUGGACCGUCGAGUUUGCAUCAUUUACAUCAAUACUUAGGAACGAACGAUGGUUUCAAAACACCACCACCUCGCUAUCAUACAUAUCACACACAUCAAUAUAAUAAUCACCUCCAUCACCAUUACCAUCACCAUCAUCAUUCACCUCCAUCGUAUACUGACUCUAUUUUGAACUACGGUCGCCUGUCACAAGAAUUACCAAUCGAUAUUAGAACUCAGGAGUCGAUCAAUUCAACACGUAAUGGUUACGCCGACGAAGAGCGACCAACGAAAGCAAAAGAGUCAUCGUUAGAAUUUGAAUCAUCGCAAAUGCGCAGCCAGUUAUCUAAUUCUAUAUCAAAUUCUGAAAACUCUAAUAUUUUAGAGGCAACAUCUACUAGUUCAAAAAUUGAACAGGCUUAUAAUUGUUUGAGUGUUGACAGUUGUGUAUGUUAA